UUUUGUAGUUUUACAACACUGUUAGUCCGCACAUGUGCGAGAAAUCAAAACAUUUCUUUGAACAAUAAAUAAAAAUGGUUCGUAAACUUAAAUUCCAUGAGCAAAAGCUGCUCAAGAAGGUAGACUUCAUAACAUGGAAGGUGGACAACAGCGGAAAGGAGAAUAAAAUACUUCGGCGCUUUCACAUACAAAAGAGAGAAGACUACACAAAAUACAACAAACUGUCGCGAGAAAUACGAGAGCUCACGGAAAAAAUAGCCAAACUAGAUGCAUCGGAUCCUUUCAAGACGGAGGCCACUACAAUGCUGCUCAAUAAAUUGCACGCCAUGGGGGUCUCAAAUGAUCAACUUACUUUACAAACUGCUGCCAAGACAUCAGCCAGUCAUUUCUGUCGCCGCCGGUUGCCAGUGAUUAUGGUUAAACUUCGUAUGUCAGAGCAUCUGAAACACGCCACUGACCUCAUUGAACAGGGGCACGUUCGAGUGGGACCCGAAAUGGUCAAGGAUCCUGCAUUUUUGGUAUCUAGAAAUCUCGAGGACUUUGUCACUUGGGUGGACGGUUCCAAGAUCAAAGAGCAUGUCCAGCGUUAUAACGAUCUGCGUGACGAUUUCCAAAUGUAGACAGUUUAUUAUAAAU
This is a messenger RNA of Drosophila bipectinata, 636 nucleotides long. RefSeq names its product U3 small nucleolar ribonucleoprotein protein IMP3. Lineage: Eukaryota; Metazoa; Arthropoda; Insecta; Diptera; Drosophilidae. Gene Ontology annotation, biological process: rRNA processing; ribosomal small subunit biogenesis. Gene Ontology annotation, cellular component: small ribosomal subunit; small-subunit processome; Mpp10 complex. Gene Ontology annotation, molecular function: rRNA binding; snoRNA binding; structural constituent of ribosome. The record is from RefSeq and is a predicted model, not a curated record.